Ruditapes philippinarum (Manila clam) is the source of this 2037-nucleotide messenger RNA. RefSeq lists its product as uncharacterized. Bases 33 to 566 code for a protein of 177 amino acids. The record is from RefSeq and is a predicted model, not a curated record. Lineage: Eukaryota; Metazoa; Mollusca; Bivalvia; Venerida; Veneridae. The transcript has 2 exons.
GUUCAUAUUGUCUGUUUUAGCUGCUAGAUUAUAUGAAAUGUCUCAAGACGGCACCAACGCGGGAUCCUGAUGCGGAACCUAAGACCAUGGGACUAAAGACUAUGGACGAUGAGAUAGAACUGUUGAAACUAACACCAGAAGAGAAAAAAGCCUGUCUAUCUAAGUUUAAGGUAUUAGAAAAUUCUUUAACUGAAGAGAGAAGGCACCAAGGAAAGUUGGAGGUUACGAUGGAAGACUACAUGAAGAGUAAAUAUUUCCAUAAUUUAAACGACCUGGACUCGUAUGCGUUGUCUAGAAAAUAUACAAGAUGGGCAGGUAGAAGGGAUGGAGAGGUUGAAAAAUAUUUGGGAGAAAAGCAGAAGGUUCAAGUAGAGGAAGGUAUCCAAACAAAACUUGACGCGCUUCACGAGCGUGAACAACUGUUGACAUAUUUUGAUAACGUGAAUGAGAUAAAGUGGAAGAUGCAGAACUUCAGAGAAAAGGUUCAGAAAACAGUCGAGGAGGAGGAAUAUGUGGAGGCCCCUGGAGAGAGAAAUGUGAAAGUUGCGAUAAAAAAACGUAAAUAAAAACAUCGACAAAAAUUAUUAUAUUUUGUUAAAUAAAGUGACAUGUAAAUUUAAUAAAGUGACACGUAAAUUAAAUUAAGCGACACGUAAAGAAUCAAUGUUACAUGUGUCACAGUAUGAAGAAGAUUUAACACAAGGAAGUUUUUUGUUUUUUUUGACAUUGAUAAAAGAUUAAGAAACUUGUGAAAAGUGGGUCAAAUGUCCCAUACACCAAUGUUGAUUUAUUGUUGAACCAACUGUUUUAUGAGAACAAAUGAGCUGCCUCACGACAAAACCAACAUAGUGCGUUUGAGACCAGCAUGGAUCCAGACCAGCCUGCGCAUCUGCGCAGUCUGAUCAGAAUCCAUGCUGUUCGCUAUCAGUUUUUAUACUUGUUAUAGGGUUUUUAAGCGAACAGCAUGGAUGCUGAUCAGACUGCCCGUAUAUGCAGGCUGGUCUGGAUCCAUGCUGGUCGCAAACUCACUAUCUUGGUUUUGUCGUUACGCUGCGCAAAUGUUAAAAAACACUGCGUAAAUGCUUGCUUUGUUAACCUUUACAAUGCUAUAUUCUUAAAUAGACUUGUUCAUUUUGUAAAAAGGAGAAAACCAUGUAUUGACUAAUUAGUGAACAGUGCAGACCAUGAUCAGUUGGCGCAGAUGUACAAGCUGAUCUUGGUCUGCACUGGUUGCGUUAGUAAAUUCUGCAGCCAUCAGCAAGCCAAAGGUUAAGCAGUGGUCUAAGAGAAAUUAGAGCUGUCAUUGAUUCAGUGCAAAGCAUGUCAAAUAUAUAUCAAUAUUGGACUGGACGACAAAUAUCGACAGUGCACCAAUAUAUCAAUAAAUACUUAAAGUUAUAAUUACUUGUCUUUAAUUAACUUAUAUACCAGUUUGUAAAUGAUUUUCAGUAAAAAAAACAUGAUUUUUCUUUCAUACAAUUAUGAUGUGUCUUGUUUAUAAAUGCCAAUGGCAUGAUUUUCCACCCUCAUCAUUGCUGUAGUAUAAAGUAUGUCCAUUACAUAACAAAAGCAUGUUUUUAAGACAUGUAAACUUGCUUCUGUAUAUUGCUUUAGUGAAUUUUCAUAAUUUUUAGACAUCUAAUUAAUGAGUCCAAAUUAUCUAUUUUUUCAAAUGUGUAUUGAUUAUUGAUCAAUAUAAAAAUAUCAAGGAAAGAGCUAUGUUUCUAUCUUUAUUGUUUAUUGAUGACAGCUCUAGGGGAAAUACAGAUAAAAUAGUGUAUAAACACUGAAUUAUGAUCAAGACUUGGUAUUAACAAAUGACAUUUGUGUUAAGUAGGUUAAACACUGCUAUAGAAAUUGUGAAAUUUUCUUUGGUUUAUAGACUGAUUUCAUAUUUAUAGUGAAUGAAUAAUUGAUCUGUUUGAAUUUAGCUUUCAUACGUAUCUGGAUCUGUGUUUAACAUUCGGUUCCAAAAUUAAUUGUAAUAAAAUUGUUUGGAUAUUCAUUUCUGCUAUGUUGAAUAACUUGCUGAACUUC